Messenger RNA from Vavraia culicis subsp. floridensis, 1319 nucleotides. RefSeq lists its product as uncharacterized. The transcript has a single exon. The record is from RefSeq and is a predicted model, not a curated record. Gene Ontology annotation, cellular component: membrane. Bases 1 to 1224 code for a protein of 407 amino acids. Lineage: Eukaryota; Fungi; Microsporidia; Pleistophoridae. Gene Ontology annotation, biological process: lipid modification. Gene Ontology annotation, molecular function: acyltransferase activity.
AUGGACAUAACACUUCAUGAGCGUGAAAUACGGUAUGGAAUGGCCAUGCUACUGCAAAUACUGUUUAGUUAUACGUUCAGAAGGACGCAUAAGUAUAAUUUUGUGCUCUCAAGUACCGUUUUAUUGGUUGCCUUCGGAUUGAUGUCCUACAUUGCAUGCUUGGCAUUCAUCCUGUUCAACACAUCGGUUCUCCUCAGCACCAUUGGGCUCAAACACAAGCGAGUUAUCAUCCUGGUGCUGAAUUUGCUUGUCCUACAGUACAUUUACCAUCUAUUCGGGGAUGGAAUAAGCAUUUGUAGUCCUAUCAUGAUGUUGUCCGUUAGGUUUUUCUUCUUGGUAGCAGAGAUCGAUUGGCGUGGCGAUAGCAUUGAUGAUGCCGUUGCGUAUUUAUUUCUCAUUCCGUGCAUUCUGGUAGGACCGGCCAUAGGCUUUGUUCAUUACAAGAAUUUGUUAAAAGGCGUUGAGCGCCCCGGGUUGAAGAAUGAAGCGGGCGAUAAAUAUUUUGAAAAGCCUUUGAACAGCUUGGUAUGCUAUGUGAAGAGCAUAUUUCAAGGACAAAUUGGCAUCAUUCGGGAUAUUUAUUUGCUUUUGCAAAUGGUGUUCUAUUUGUGGGUCUACCUGGUACUUUCGAAGCAUUUUGCUGUGUACGAUGUUGUUAACCAAAGGGCAUGGUGGAGGAUCUCGCACAUGUUCAUAGCACAUUUUUGUUUUAAAUCAAAGUUUUAUUUCGUAUGGACGGUCUCUCAGCUGUGCAGCCGUCUACAGGGCCAUGCAAAUCUGAGGAACAUUAGUAAAACUGGAGUAGAGUUGGCACAGGAUUUUAAAGAACUUACGGAUAGUUGGAACAUAUACGUGAAUAGAUGGCUCAAAAUUGCUAUUUUUGAACCACUCAAGCCAUACGGCUACUUCUUCGCAUGUUUCAUGACAUUUUUGUACUCGUCAUUAUGGCACGGAACGAGUGUAUGUUAUUUUGCGCUGUUCAUGUCCGUUCCACUGAUAAUGAACCCGAUCAGACGAGCAAAAACAUUUAUGUUCCGGUGCUUUUCGCCAACGACGGCAAAGAUCCUUAACCAUCUGUUGUUUCGGUUCAUACUGGCGUACUACGGUACACCGUUUAUGAUACUCGACAUGUCCAAAACACUUGAAGUCUGGAGCAGCCUGUGUUUUUCAGGGCACCUGCUGGUCAUUCCGUUCCUGUUCAUUGGUGACAGAAAAAGAGGCUGACGUACAUCGCUCUGGCCUCGUCACCGUUUUCAUGUCCAAGAAAUCACACUAUCAAUUCAGUACGUUUUUUAUAAAAAGCAGGUUUAAUAAGCGUA